AACUAGAAUAUUUGAAAGAAACAAAUACGGCAUUGCAUCAUUUGAAUUCUUACGAUGAUUCCUAUUAAUUUGGAUCGGACUAAACCGGAAAAAUGCGAAAUUUUAGCGGGAAAAGAUCUGGAAUUGAGGAGUUCCUAUGAUAUCGUUUCAGUGUUGUUGUGAGAGUGUAGGUAUAAGAAAGUGCAAGAUGAACCGCCACCUAACCAGAGCACGAAAAAUUUUAUCGAGCGCAUUGGGUAAGUAGCUAUUUUAUUAUAAUUUCGGAAAACAUAUAAUAAUAACAUAUAAUAGGAGAGUAAUAUUAUGUAAUACCAACAGAGACCAAAUUCUAUAGUCUAUACCCAAAGUUUCUCGAUUUUAAUAUGGAAAUAGGCAAUAAAUAUUGCUUAGCAAUUUCGCGGAAGACGUUUUAUCGAAAUUUUGAAAUAUAACAAUCGAGAAAUUUCACCUGCUGAGAUUUUAUCUCGAGUGGUAUUCGGAAACACUAUACAUGGAAAAAUUAUUCGCAAAGUAAUAUGAUCACUUUCGACAAAUUUUCAUUUCCUAAACUAUUUUGAAUUUGGAGAAAUGACCAAAUAAUGGCUAAACGAAGUUGUUAGUCUAGCCGGCUUGCAUUGUCUUUCAUUUUCUAAAUAAAAAUGGAAUGAGAAUGUCUAAUUACUGAAGAAUGAAAGGAUAAUUUUCACAUCAUAUUUUUCUUUUUCGGAACUUUUUUUUCAUUUUGGCUUUUCACUUCUUUAGGAGAACGAGAAGCAGACCUAAAAAUGAAUGAAGAAUUGAAAAACAAUUCAUGGAGAAAGUUUUGUAAUGUUGACCCUAAAGAAUCUUUCAAAAACUCUGACUUUGAAGUACCAAAAGAGAUGGAAUUUGUUGAAAAAAUCCCAGAGAAUGAAAAUGAGGCAGAUGAUGCUGGAGUCCAAGAAAACUUGUCUUAUUCUUUAUCCUUUUCGGAUUUAGACGUUGACUACGUUCCGUCCAGUUUUGAGAUCUCGAAUGAGGAUAAUUGCAAUUCCCAGGAUUCAGAUAUACUUAAUUUCGACACGACCUCUGAAGCAAAGGACUUGGAAAUUGUGGAAAAAGAAAAAAAUAUGAAACAGAAAAAAAAAUAUAAAAAGAAGGCACCUGAGAGGGACAAUUGCUACUUUUGUGAGACUGAGGUUCUUAAUUUUAGUAGACACAUUGCAAGAUGUCACUCAGCUGAGAUAGAGGUGCAGCGAUUACUUGCGAAGCCUGUGAAGAGUAAGGAAAGAAAAAAUCUAAUAACGAGCCUAAGAAAAAAAGGAAAUUAUUUGAGAAAUUCCGAGGUAUGUUCCAAGCCGAUGAAAAAACCACCAGGUGGAGAUACCAGUGAAUAUUUGCCUUGCCUUUACUGUCUCGGAUUUUACUCUCGUAAGCAGUUGUGGCGACACAAGAAGAGGUGCACAGAAAAUCUUCACUUGGAGAAUAACAUAAGCUCCACUUCAGCAUUAUACUUCAAAAAUCAUAAAACAGAUCCUGAUUUACGUGACAAAGUAUUUCCUAGAAUGAGGCCUGAUAAAGUGUCUAUAGUUGCCCAACAAGAUGCACUUAUUUGUGCUUUUGGGUCACGUUAUUUGAGGGUUCACCGAGAGAAGCAUUUCAUAAAUGUGACUUCAAGAAAAAUGAGGGAACUCUCCCGAUUAUUAAUCGAAGCCAAGAAACUCGAUAAAUCAAUCAACACAAUGAUGGAUAUGCUCCAACCUAAAUAUUAUGACACAGUUGUAACAGCUACCAAACUUUGUGCUAAGUAUGAUAAGUCUACAGAAUGUUUUCUGUCGCCAACAUUCGCCAUGAACAUAGCAACUUCAUUAAAGCAAUGUUGUGACUUGGCAAUAGUAUUCGCUCUAAAAAGAAAACAUAUUUAUGCAACGGUAUCUGCAGCAAACGCUGAAUCGGCAAUGAAAACUUUCGCACAGCUCAUUGAAGCCAACUGGAGGUAUGAUAUCUCAACCGUUGCAUCGAAUAAUCUGCACAUAAAAAGAUGGAAUAAAAUAACCAUCAUACCCUUAGCCAAAGACUUGAAACUGAUGAAAAAUUACCUGACUACUGAAGCUGAUAAAGCCAAACAAAAGUUAAGUAGUGAAAAUGAAAACAAAUCGGCAUACAAAGUUUUAACUGAAACUGUCUAUUGUAGGGUGUUAUUACUUAAUAGAAAGAGGCCAGGAGAAUUACAGAGACUAUUAAUCGAUUUAUAUAAUCAAUCAUCCAAAAGACAAAAUUAUGAAGAAUUUUCCGAUGCUAUUUCACCUACGGAAAAAUUUUUAAUGAAUCGAUUCAAGAGAAUUGUUAUAAGAGGAAAGAGAAAUCGCGGCGUUCCUGUCCUAUUCAGCACAGAAGUUCAGAAAGACAUCUCAAUAAUGAAUGAAAUAAGACACAAAUAUGUCAGAGAGGAAAACAGAUUUUUAUUCGCCCUUCCUGACAGCGAUUCACAUAUCGUGGGUUAUAAGGUUCUGGCGAAAUAUGCAAAAGCCUGUGGGGCAGAAAGACACGAUGCACUUACAUCUACGAGACUAAGGAAGCACCUAGCCACCCUAUCACAGAUAUUCAGCAUGACAGAUUCGGACUUGGAGCAAUUAUCAACAUUUAUGGGACACACUCCUGGAACCCAUAAGAAUUCUUAUAGAUUGCCUGAUGACGUUUACCAAUCAUCUAAAAUUGUGAAAAUUUUGCUCCUCAUGGAACAAGGUACAUCUGCUUCUUUCAAAGGGAAAACUCUUGAUGAAAUCGAAGUUGAUUUGGAACAGAACCUAGAAGAUGAACUAGAACCAGAUGAAGAUGCCAUUUCAAGCGAUGUGAAUGAUGAUAGUAAUAUGGACUACGAAACACUUGAAAGGAGUAGUAGGCAGAUUAACAUUGAAAGAAGAGAAGAAUCUGAGAACGAAAACCAGAAGGAUGAGGUUCUGAAAAGAAAGAAUAAGAGAAAAAACAACAAAAUUCAAAGAACGCCGUGGACAGAGGAACAGAAGAAGGUUGUUAAAGAAUUUUUCCAAACCAAUAUCCGAAAUAAAGUAGAUACCACCCAAAAGAAUCGAGUGUGAAAAACUCAUAAGCCAGAAUAAUGAAUUAUUGAAGAACAAGGACUGGCUUAAAAUUAAGGUUUUCAUACAGAAUGUAUAUACCCUUAAAUGUAAGGGUUGAAAUUGAAAAAUUGUAUCAAUUUCAAUAGUUUUUUCUUGAAUAAAGGUUCACGAAUAGACGAGGUUUCAUUUUUUCUUCUUCUUUUUCCUCAGUCAGGAUAUUGGGGAUUCUAGAGCUGACCAGGCAUAUUAUUCUUCUUUUGAAUUACAUUUGAUAUUCCUAUCCGAAUUUUUCUUCGAGAAUAAGUAUUAUUCAAUAUAAAGCAAUCGUUUUUCCACCCCAAGAUUAAUUUAUUCACCCUGCCGAAGAAUAAACAAUAUGAGUCGAAUGAAAAUAAGUGUUAUUUUUCCAAAAAACAGAUUAGGAAAAUACUCGUUCCAGAAGAUUAACUAUUGAUAGAUGGGGAAUAAAAAUGGGGAUUAUAUCAUAUCAACAUCCAAUGGUUUUGCAUUGUAUCGAAUAAUAUAUAUUAUGAUAUAUAGGUAUUUAUUUUUAGUACUUAGGGCAAUUCUUCCUUCUGAAUUAUUUCACUAUAGAUCAAUGGCGUAACUAGAGUUGACUCAUGGGAGGGGUAACCCCACUUUGGAAAAGCAAAAUCUUUCUUUCUUUCUUUUUUAAAAAAUUUUUGUAUUGUUACUUAGAAUUUUUUUAUUUCUUCU
Molecule: messenger RNA, 3755 nt
Organism: Harmonia axyridis
Lineage: Eukaryota; Metazoa; Arthropoda; Insecta; Coleoptera; Coccinellidae
Exons: 5
Coding region: 765-3056 (763 amino acids)
Source: RefSeq, a predicted model, not a curated record